Heteronotia binoei (common prickly gecko) is the source of this 1728-nucleotide messenger RNA. It is a transcript of the gene YIPF4, whose product is annotated as Yip1 domain family member 4. Gene Ontology annotation, biological process: vesicle fusion with Golgi apparatus; endoplasmic reticulum to Golgi vesicle-mediated transport. Lineage: Eukaryota; Metazoa; Chordata; Lepidosauria; Squamata; Gekkonidae. The coding region runs from base 199 to 963 and encodes 254 amino acids. The transcript has 6 exons. The record is from RefSeq and is a predicted model, not a curated record. Gene Ontology annotation, cellular component: trans-Golgi network; membrane.
ACGGCCAGCCAAUCGGGGCGCGACAGCCUUUCAGAGGCCCAAUUGGAGGGUUGUGUCUCUGAUGUCGCGCCGUCUGCCCGCCUGUCUGGAGGUGGUGGCUUCUUUGCCUCCGCCUGUUCGGGCAGCUGCUGACCCGGUUCCCAGUGGCUCUGCUCGAUCGUCUCCGCUGGGCCUUGGAGGCCCCUAGCGGUCCAGACGAUGCAGCCUCCGGGUCCUCAGCAGCCUCCUCCCCCUCCGCCACCGCUCUAUGCCCCGAAUAACGGGGACUUCACCUUCGUCUCCUCGGCGGAUGCGGAAGAACUUAGUGGCUCAAUAGCCUCUCCUGAUGUGAAGCUGAAUCUUGGAGGAGGAAGUGGAGAAUUUAUUAAAGAAUCUUCUGCAACUACAUUCCUAAGACAGAGAGGCUAUGGCUGGCUUUUGGAAGUAGAAGAUGAUGACCCUGAAGAUAAUAAACCACUCUUGGAGGAACUAGACAUUGAUCUGAAAGAUAUAUACUACAAAAUUCGGUGUGUCUUGAUGCCAAUGCCUUCACUUGGAUUUAAUAGACAAGUAGUAAGAGAUAAUCCUGACUUCUGGGGUCCACUGGCAGUUGUUCUUUUCUUCUCAAUGAUCUCAUUAUACGGACAAUUCAAGGUUGUAUCCUGGAUCAUAACUAUUUGGAUAUUUGGAUCCUUGACAAUCUUCCUGUUGGCCAGAGUUCUUGGAGGAGAGGUAGCAUAUGGCCAGGUUCUUGGAGUGAUUGGAUAUUCCUUACUUCCUCUUAUUGUAAUAGCACCUGUGCUCUUGGUGGUUGGAUCAUUUGAAGUUGUUUCUACUUUAAUAAAACUUUUUGGAGUCUUUUGGGCUGCAUACAGUGCUGCUUCUUUAUUAGUUGGAGAAGAGUUUAAAACCAAGAAGCCCCUCCUGAUCUACCCCAUCUUCUUAUUGUACAUUUAUUUUUUGUCCUUGUAUACUGGAGUGUGACCUGCAGUAUUGGACUAGGACAGGAACAAUAUCUUACCAUGGAGACUGAUGAAAUGUCAAGUUACACAGCCCUGCUGAAAGGAGAAAUGACUAUGUCAUAUCUGGUUGUCUUGGUUUCAAAAAGUGGUAAACUUAAAAUAUAUAUCUGUACAUUAUUUAAAAAGGUUUAGUUAUGUUAGAGAUUUAUAACAGAGUUUUAGGUUUCAAUUUAUUGAAGAAAACAACGUGUGUUUAUAAGUUGAAGUAGCAGAAUUACACCAGGACUAGGUGAUAGGCAUAUUAAACAAAGGAGAAUUCUGAUUAUUGUUAGUAGUUUGAAAAUUCAAUUUUUGUGUUCUGCGCAGCAGAUUCUUUAGAUACUUAUGAAUCACUCCUGAUUAUUCAGACUAAACUGUAAUCAAGACGUGAUUCUUAAUGUAGUGCCUCACAUACUCUUGAUUUGGCUGUUGCUGACUUUUAAGAAGUGUCUUUAUGUUUAUCAUCUAUAUGUACCUUUAUGAUAUUGUUAAGAUGUUUUAUAGACUGCAUAACAACUUGAAGAUUCAAGUGUUGGAAUUAGUCCUUGCAUUAUCAGUAGUGUGUGUGUGCAACAGGACUACAUUUUUACAGUGUUGAUUUUAAACAUCUCAGAAAGGUUUUCUCUUCUUUUAACCUGCAACUUUGUGGUCAUGGUAACAAGGAAGUGGGGAGAGAAGCUACCGUAAAUAAAGCUUUUUAUGAUUCUGAACAGUGUCUUACAAUGGAAUAAACAGUCCUUCUCCCAAA